Bemisia tabaci is the source of this 1484-nucleotide messenger RNA. RefSeq names its product lysosomal aspartic protease. The record is from RefSeq and is a predicted model, not a curated record. Gene Ontology annotation, biological process: proteolysis; cell death. Gene Ontology annotation, molecular function: aspartic-type endopeptidase activity. Gene Ontology annotation, cellular component: lysosome. NCBI's taxonomy places the organism in Eukaryota, Metazoa, Arthropoda, Insecta, Hemiptera, Aleyrodidae.
GCUUAGGCUCAGUUUCAACGUGGGUAGUUAUGUGGUGAUUUGCCUCCAGUGAUAUUUUGGGAGGCAGAAUUUUACAAUACUGAGGCGCGAGGAUGGCGCUACCGCUGAAUUUGUUCUUAGUUUGGACAUUUUUUUGUUUAUUCUUUGAAUCAUCUGUUGGUGUCACAAUUCGAGAAAUCGAUGGAGAAAAGGCUAUUGAGUUACCAAUCCACAGGGCCAAACACCCUGCCCAGUCUCUUCUUGAAUUCGUCGGAUCAAAAGGUCUUCUCAAAAAUGGAACGGCUCAUCAAAAUUCGCAUCUUCAGGACAUUUUUAAAAAACUGAAAAUGGCUCCUGCUCCUGUCAAGAACGAAACCCUCGCCAUUUUCAAAAGAUUUGACUCGGAUUUCUAUGCUCUCAUCAGAAUUGGGAAACCAGCAAAUCUGACUUACAAGUUCGUCAUCGAUACGUCGUGGGCGGAUACUUGGGUAGUCUCAAACAACUGUAAAGAAUGGACCUGCGAUAAUAAAGACAAGUAUAACGCAAAAAGAUCUAACACAUCUCAUCCAGAUGGACGUAAUUUUUAUCUCGAUCUCGGCCAAGGCACGUUUGGCGGUAAUUUGACUGGAAUUUUAGCCAUCGACACUUUCAAGUUUGCUCAUAUGAAUGCAACAAACGUGACUUUCGCGGAGGUCAGCAACAUACCUUGGUUCAUGUAUUUUACUCGCUAUGAUGGAAUUUUGGGAAUGUCAAGGGGCACGGAAAAUUUGCAAGGAGCUCCGCUGAUCUGGCGAGAGCUUGUACGUCAGAAUAAAAUAAAAAGAAACAUGUUCAGUCUAUAUUUAAACAGGGACCCAACGAGCGAUCGGGCUGGAUCCAUAUUGAUAGGAGCUGCAGAUCCACAUCACUAUAAUGGGUCAGCGUCAGCGAAAGUUCCACUUACUGGUGACAAAUACUGGCAAUUUGACAUCAAAGACCUGGGCUUCACGUACGUCAAGAACAAGAAAAAGAAGAGGAAACCAGUGUUAGAGUUUUGCAAAGAUUCCUGUCUUGCUAAAUUAGCUUCUGGUGGGAACAUCAUAAUUGGCCCUACCGCGGCAAUCAAUCAGAUACAUCAGCUUAUUGGGGCACAACCGUUCUUUUUCGGAUUUUACCGUGUGCCGUGCGAGAACAUCGCAAAACUUCCAGAACUUUAUUUUUCUUUUGGGAAUAAAGAUAUUGUCCUCUACGGGGAACAAUAUAUUCAGCAGAUUUUUUACAAUGGCUAUGUUUUGUGCCUAUCAACUUUCGCACCACAGGAUGGGAAAGAAUGGAUUUUCGGCAUUCCUUUGCUCUCAAAAUAUUAUACAAUUUACGAUUUCGAUCAAAACACAAUUUCAAUAACAGAUUAUAAAACGCAUGAGGCCUAGAAUGCAUCCGCGUCAUAAAAUGGUUGAUACUUUCAAUGAUAAAUUUAUAUUUUUCGCAGCCCAUAAGAAGGAAGGAAUAAAAUGUUUUUAAAUACA